AUGGCGGCAUCAACACUCACGAGUAGUUCCUACUACGACCGCCGCGUCGUCGGCCGGGUUCACAGCUACCAAUGGCCCGGCGUCCAGCUGAACCUCUGGAUCCUCAUCAUGCUCGUCGCGUCGUGCCUCAUCAUCGGCGUCUUUGCGUCCUUUAUCGAGAUCCAGAACCAGCUGCUCCUGCCGAUACCAUGGUCCGUGACGGGAACCCCCCCCCCCCCCAUGCGCUGCUGCGGGCGCAAUGCUGACGAUAGCAGGUACUUCCCCUACUACAUCACCGUCGCGUCGCUCGUCAUCAUCUUCAUCGGCCUGCUGCUCUAUCUCGUCUACCAGCGCCGCCUGCUGCCCGCCAUCGUCAUGAUUGGCGCGUUCAUCCUGUUCGUGCUGUGGUUUGUCGGCCUCGUGGUCGUGAGCAUCCAGCUCUGGGGGCCGGACGGGUCGGUCUCGAGUACGUGCAACCUUGCCGUGUUCAAUCGCAACCCGACGGGCCAGAGCCUGGAUACCCUUGCGUGGCUGCAGCAGAGGAGUAUAUGUCAAGCCUGGCAGGCGGUGUUUUCGUUUGCGCUUGUCGGGGCGUUGUUUUUGGUCUGGAUCAUGGUGAUGGCGUUCCAGGUCUUUGCCGCAUCGUGA
Colletotrichum chrysophilum is the source of this 627-nucleotide messenger RNA. RefSeq lists its product as uncharacterized. The transcript has 2 exons. The record is from RefSeq and is a predicted model, not a curated record. Lineage: Eukaryota; Fungi; Ascomycota; Sordariomycetes; Glomerellales; Glomerellaceae. The coding region runs from base 1 to 627 and encodes 208 amino acids.